GACCUGAAGCUCGUCAACAGUUACCUCAAGAGCUGCUUCCUCAUCUUCCCCAACUACAACCUGGGCCACGGGCUCAUGGAGAUGGCAUACAACGAGUACAUCAACGAGUACUACGCCAAGAUCGGCCAGUUCGACAAGAUGAAGUCGCCGUUCGAGUGGGACAUCGUCACGCGCGGGCUGGUGGCCAUGACGGCCGAAGGCUUUGUGGGCUUCCUGCUCACCAUCCUGUGCCAGUACAACUUCCUGCGGCAGCCACAGCGCAUGCCAGUGUCCACCAAGCCGGUGGAGGACGACGUGGACGUGGCCAGCGAGCGGCAGCGCGUGCUCCGUGGGGAUGCCGACAAUGACAUGGUCAAGAUCGAGAACCUGACCAAGGUGUACAAGUCCCGGAAGAUCGGGCGCAUCCUGGCCGUGGACCGCCUGUGCCUGGGAGUCCGCCCCGGCGAGUGCUUCGGCCUCCUGGGCGUCAACGGCGCGGGCAAGACCAGCACCUUCAAGAUGCUGACGGGGGACGAGAGCACCACGGGGGGCGAGGCCUUCGUGAACGGGCACAGCGUGCUCCGGGAGCUGCUCCAGGUGCAGCAAAGCCUGGGCUACUGCCCCCAGUUUGACGCCCUGUUCGAUGAGCUCACGGCGCGGGAGCACCUGCAGCUCUACACGCGGCUGCGCGGCGUGCCCUGGAAGGAGGAGGCCCGGGUGGUGAAGUGGGCCCUGGAGAAGCUGGAGCUGACCAAGUACGCGGACAAACCCGCCGGCACCUACAGCGGCGGCAACAAACGCAAGCUCUCCACAGCCAUCGCCCUAAUCGGGUCCCCCGCCUUCAUCUUCCUGGAUGAGCCCACCACAGGCAUGGACCCCAAGGCCCGGCGCUUCCUCUGGAACCUCAUUCUGGACCUCAUCAAGACGGGCCGCUCCGUGGUGCUCACGUCCCACAGCAUGGAGGAGUGCGAGGCCCUGUGCACGCGCCUGGCCAUCAUGGUGAACGGUCGGCUGCGCUGCCUAGGCAGCAUCCAGCACCUGAAGAACCGCUUUGGAGACGGCUACAUGAUCACCGUCCGGACCAAGAGCAGCCAGAACGUGAAGGAGGUGGUGCGGUUCUUCACCCGCAACUUCCCGGAGGCCAUGCUCAAGGAGCGACACCACACGAAGGUGCAGUACCAGCUCAAGUCCGAGCACAUCUCGCUGGCCCAGGUGUUCAGCAAGAUGGAGCAGGUAGUCGGCGUGCUGGGCAUCGAGGACUACUCGGUCAGCCAGACCACCCUGGACAACGUGUUCGUGAACUUCGCCAAGAAGCAGAGCGACAGCCUGGAGCAGGAGAUGGAGCCGCCCUCGGCCCUGCAGUCCCCGCUCGGCCGCCUGCUCAGCCUGCUGCGGCCCCGGCCGGCCCCCACGGAGCUCCGGGCGCUGGCGGCCGACGAGCCGGAGGACCUGGACACGGAGGACGAGGGCCUCAUCAGCUUCGAGGAGGAGCGGGCUCAGCUCUCCUUCAACACGGACACGCUCUGCUGACCACCUGGAGCUGGGACAGGGACGCACGGUGAGGACAUCCGUGUCCCCGUGCCACCUGCCAGGGCCUGGGGGCGGAGGCUUAGGACUAAGGGCCUCUUCCUGUCCUCCAGCCCAGCACCGUCCUCGGCCCUGUCCUGUGGUCACUGUGGCCCUUGCCCACUUGUGCCAAAGGCUGGCCCGGCCCCGGGCUGCGCACACCCUCACCCCGCUUUGCCUUAAAGCCUUGGGGUCCGGCCUGGCCCCUUGCCCGCCCACCCAGCUCUGCCCACCGCCCUGGGGUGACCUGGGCUGCUCCGGGCGCUCCCCAACCUUUACCGGCUUCUCUGACCCUGGCGGAGGGGUGGGGCCGGGCCUCGCUCAGGCUGGGUGGUCUCACCUGGCCCUGCUCUGCAGGUGGCUGCCCUGGGGGGUGGGGUGGGGCGGGGCAGGGCAGGUGGAGCAGUGUGGAGAAGCUGCCCCCUCCGAACAGGUGGGGGCCCAGGCCCUGCCCCAGCCCUUCCUCCUGCCUCCGCUCCCCCAGCUUGGCCCCUGCCGACCUCCCCCACCUGGGAGCUGGACCUGUACAUAGCGCACAGAUGUUUGUUUUCAAUAAAUAAACAGAAAAGC
Oryctolagus cuniculus (rabbit) is the source of this 2115-nucleotide messenger RNA. The record is from RefSeq and is a predicted model, not a curated record. NCBI's taxonomy places the organism in Eukaryota, Metazoa, Chordata, Mammalia, Lagomorpha, Leporidae.